GAGACCAGCUCACAGUGAGAUACAAACUGUCUCGACACUUUACUUCCUGGCGUUCCCGCAAAUCAAGCUAAGAAACCCCACCCUCACAUGCUCUCCCUCCUUCUCUCUCUAACCUUCUUCCCAACAAAAAGAGAGUCUCAGGAUCCAAAGCUGCCCAUCAUCGUCAUCAUCAUCCUAAGGCAGGAGGGGCUGUUGGCUCUUUGUAAUAAACAAAUACUGAGCAGCUAGCCACCGCCCCCUGCAACAGAAACAAAGACGCUUCCUCCACCCUCAUAUCAUCCCAUCGAUCGAUUCAAUGGAGGAGGAGUAACUGAAGGAGGAGGAAGUGCAGAGGUAGAAGAAAUGAUCGGACCCUUCUCCCCGACGUGCUUCAGCGCACCAGACGCCGAGCCCACCACGUCUAACAGCAAGAAUAUGAACAAGUCGCAGAACCUCAUCACCUGUAUCUACCACCUCCAGCAGCAGGAUGGCAGCAGCGGCGGGGGGCAGCAGAACCACCCUUCCCUUCUCACUCUCACCUGGUCCAAGACCCUGCUCGGCCAUUCUCUUACGGUCCACCUCGACGGCUCCGCCUUCACCAUCGACAUUUCCCCUCCUUCUCCUCUCCGGCUCUUCCGCCCCAAGCGCGGGUCCAAGCCUCUCGCCCAUGCCAACCUCUUCUGGAGCUUCGCGCGAGCCCGAUUCGACCACGGUCCCGAGCCCACCCGCAACUUCUACCUCUGUGUCGUCACCGCCGGAAGGGCCGCGCUCCUGCUCGGCGACAUGCCCGAUGAGGCGCUCCGCCACGCCGAGGUGGCGGACCUUCCCGACCCCUCCCCUUCCGCUCUCGUCUCCCGGCGGGAACACGUGUUCGGCCGGCGGAAUUACGCCACCACCGCCCGAUUCGGCGGGACAGGCCGCGAGCACGAGAUCGGCAUAGAAUGCAGCGGCGGGGAGGGGAAAGAGGCGAAGCUGGUGGUGCGGGUGGACGGGAAAUCGGUGUUGGCGGUGAAGAAGCUGGCGUGGAAGUUUCGGGGGAACCAGAGGGUGGUCGUCGACGGGUCGACGGUGGAGAUAUUCUGGGACGUCUACAAUUGGCUCUUCAACGGUGGUGGUCACGCCGUCUUUAUCUUUCAGGCCGGGGGCGGCAGCGGCGGCGGGGUGGCACUGGGAGGGGUGUGGCCGGAGUUGGUGGUGAAGGGGCCGGAGAAGAAGCUGCUGAGAAAGAGCGUGUCCUCGAGGUCCACGGAGUCGGCGAGCUCGGUGUUGCAGUGGGCUGGGAGCUUCAGUGAGUCGAGCAACCAGAGUUGGGGCAGCCCAAACUCCGGCUUCUCCCUCCUGCUCUAUGCUUGGAGGAGCGACAAGAAGUGAUCAAUCAUCAUCUCUCCAUUGACGACGACUCUUGCAGGAUGACCAAUUGUGCUUCCUAAGAACCAAGUAUGAAGCCCGGUGAAAUCGAUCUGCUCUCCUCACUGCCUGAUUUUUCAAGGAAACGCAUCCAUGGACGAGGUCUACGCAACUCUGUCAUCCACCGCCCGUAUCCGCGAUUUUCCGCCGUAGUGAACAGUCGACAUCUGUAAUUUUUUGGAACAAAUGAUCUUUGAUUUUUCUUUACUUUUUCCUGUUGAAUGCCUUUGUGAAAUUGAGGUUCAAGGAUUGAAUUCAUUUCCAA
Molecule: messenger RNA, 1651 nt
Organism: Nymphaea colorata (pocket water lily)
Lineage: Eukaryota; Viridiplantae; Streptophyta; Magnoliopsida; Nymphaeales; Nymphaeaceae
Exons: 1
Coding region: 343-1350 (335 amino acids)
Source: RefSeq, a predicted model, not a curated record